AGGCUCCUGGUGCUCCUUUCGUCCUCUGGUUUCGUUAUAAGUGGUUGGGCCACCUCGCUUUUUGUGUCAGAAUCGCGCCGGCGGAGUCUGGACUUGUGAGCUGGUGUCUCAGGAGGCCUUUCUUUCUGAGAACCGAUCACCAGGGACACCGCGGUCAGGCUCCCUGGGGCUCACGAAGUAACCUUUCCCCCUUUAACUGUGGAACUUGGGAACCAGAGAACGUGUACUCAGUCGAGCUGGUUCUGCGUGGCUUCCACCCGGCUUCCUGGCUUUAUUUAAAUGCAAAUUAUAGAAACAGAGAAGAGGCCUGCUUUUGGUUACCCUCCACUGGCCUCAUGGCUUCCAUGCAGAUGGAUCCUGAGUUAGCCAAGCAACUCUUCUUUGAAGGAGCCACUGUGGUCAUUCUGAACAUGCCUAAGGGGACAGAGUUUGGCAUUGACUACAACUCCUGGGAGGUGGGGCCCAAGUUCCGGGGUGUGAAGAUGAUCCCCCCUGGCGUGCACUUCCUCUACUACAGCUCUGUGGACAAGGCCAAUCCCAGGGAGGUGGGCCCUCGCAUGGGCUUCUUCCUUAGCCUGAAGCAGCGGGGGCUGACAGUCCUGCGCUGGAACGCAGUUCAGGAAGAAGUAGACCUGUCUCCAGCUCCAGAGGCUGAAGUAGAAGCUAUGAGAGCCAAUCUCCCGGAGCUAGACCAGUUUCUGGGACCCUACCCAUAUGGUACACUCAAGAAAUGGAUCUCACUCACCAACUUCAUCAGUGAGGCCACCGUGGAGAAGCUGCAGCCAGAGAGCCGGCAGAUCUGCGCCUUCUCAGACGUGCUGCCUGUGCUUUCCAUGAAGCACACCAAGGACAGGGUGGAGCAGAACCUGCCCCUCUGUGGCACUGAAUGCAAAAGCUACCAAGAGGGCUUAGCCCGGCUGCCUGAGAUGAAGCCCAGGGCUGGGACAGAGAUCCGCUUCUCAGAGUUGCCCACUCAGAUGUUCCCUGCAGGCGCCACACCAGCAGAGAUCACCAGGCACAGCAUGGACUUGAGCUACGCCCUCGAGACUGUGCUCAGCAAGCAGUUCCCUGGCAACCCCCAGGAUGUACUUGGUGAGCUCCAGUUUGCCUUUGUGUGCUUCCUGCUGGGCAAUGUGUAUGAGGCGUUUGAGCACUGGAAACGGCUCCUGAACCUCCUGUGUCGGUCUGAAUCUGCCAUGGUGAAGCACCAUGACCUGUACGUCAGCCUCAUCUCCAUCCUGUACCACCAGCUUGCUGAGAUCCCUGCUGACUUCUUUGUGGACAUUGUCUCCCAGGACAACUUCCUCACCAGUACCUUACAGGUUUUCUUCUCUUCUGCCUGCAGUAUUGCUGUAGAAGCCACCCUGAGGAAGAAAGCAGAAAAGUUCCAAGCCCACCUGACCAAGAAGUUCCGCUGGGACUUCGCUUCAGAGCCAGAAGACUGCGCCCCAGUGGUGGUGGAGCUCCCUGAGGGCAUCGAGACGGCCUAACUGCAAAUCCUCAAGCCAUGGGAGACCCCUUCCCUCAUCAGCGUCUCCCUGAUUCAUCUGUCUUAGAAUCCUCCAGCGCAGUGAUCCAGUCAGGUCCUGCAAAGAUGGAGCCAGAACCUGUGUUCACCAGUAAAUACAUUCCUUUGCUGCAAAAGUGGCCAUUUGUGGUUCCCUGUAGCCUGGCCCUGCCGCUGAAUUUCAGGAAAAAAAGAGGUCAAAAUGAAUCCUGCCCCAGCAACAGACUAAUUCCUUCUGACAAUAAGAAAAUGAACAUUAAAUCCAAAAGAACUAGCUGCUUAUUCCAUAGCUGCUUAAAAGAGGAAAGAAACCAGAUCCAUCCUAGGGUCUGUGGUAUUAAGUCAGUGAGUUUUUAAGUUAAAUGUAGGUUUGAAGUUGAAUGUAGUUUGUAUAGAAUUUCUACCUGCUCCUGUGAAUGGAAGGAAACCCAGAACUCGGGCCACUGACCUCUUAGGAGUCUAGCCUGGGAACAGGAGACAAGGAAGAUGGUGGGUGAGUCUGGCAGGUAGCCAGCUUCAUCUGCCACACCUCCUUUACACCUGAGUCAGCCACCAGAUGUGGGGUCUCCUGCUACUGCCAUUGUCAUCCUGGGGCCUCACUGAAGCAGGAGGUGGAAGCUUCCCAGUGUCCCCAUUUUCCACUAAGGCUACCAUGAUGCUUCUGAUGACAUGGAACUCAACAGCAAAAGGAGAGAUUCUUGCUCUGAGCCUGCUUAGGCCCUGUUAAAGUCUGGUUUUCUUCAGAGCCAUGGAGAUAGCUGGGUAGCUUAACUCUCCCCAGCCCUGCUGUGGGGUUCUGAGUGCCAGCACGUUUCUGGUGUUAGGGAGUCUUGAGGGCACACCCAUUGUGCAGUGUGGGCAGAGUUCUGCCUCAAGAAGGGCUCCCAGGCCCUCCACCCUGACCUCAGACUCUCUGCUGUACUAUGGAGGCUUGAGAUCACAGCAGGCCUCUGAGUGAGAGUCCUGCUGUUUAAGACUUUUGGUUCCUCUGUUUCCUUGGAGAUGUUUUUCCAAGAGCAUAAUGUACAUUAAAGUCUUUGAGUUGGGACUAA
Molecule: messenger RNA, 2559 nt
Organism: Apodemus sylvaticus (European woodmouse)
Lineage: Eukaryota; Metazoa; Chordata; Mammalia; Rodentia; Muridae
Gene: Aar2
Product: AAR2 splicing factor
Exons: 4
Coding region: 336-1490 (384 amino acids)
Biological process (GO): spliceosomal tri-snRNP complex assembly
Source: RefSeq, a predicted model, not a curated record